CUAAAAAGUUCUCUUUCAAUAUUGGGAGUAGUGUUUUAAUUAAUUUGCGGCAAGUAAUUCCAGGUUUCUGUAUGUCAGAUAAUGAAAAAACUGUAGACAGACCUAGUUGCAGCUUUAUCUUUAAAAAAAGGACCAUAAAAAAUCCAGGAGCCAGGAGGAAACAGCAAUCAUCAUCUGAAGAAGAAAAGGAGGCCAAAAAUAGUGAUAAUGAUGAACUACCCUCAGUUGUGCGCCCAUCAAAGAGAAAAUCUAAAAUAAAUCCGAAUAUUCAAAAGAGCAGCCUUUUUAAAAAGAAGCAAAAACUCAGAAAUGAACAUUCUGGAUCAGGCUCUGACAGUGAUGAAGUCAUGAUCAAGUACAAAUCUAAAAAAUCUGCCAUGCUGGCUGGGCCUCAAGAUCAAGGAGCCACUGCAACAUUGGAAAUAGAAACGGAAAAAGAUAGAGAUGCCCAAGCCAUCUUCGAAAAACGCCUGGAAGUAAAUAAGGAACUUGAAGGCAAGGAGGAUGAUAAAAUUUACAGAGGCAUCAAUAAUUAUCACCAAUAUUAUAAACCUAAGGACACUGCAGCAGGUAAUGCUAGUUCAGGUAUGGUGAGAAAAGGACCAAUAAGAGCCCCAGAAAAUUUAAGAGCUACAGUUAGAUGGGACUAUCAACCAGAUAUAUGCAAAGACUAUAAAGAAACUGGUUUUUGUGGGUUUGGGGACAGUUGUAAAUUUUUACAUGACAGAAGUGAUUACAAGCAUGGUUGGCAGUUAGAAAGAGAGUGGCAAGAAGGAACAUAUGGAGAGGAAAGUGAUGAUGACAAAAAGUAUGAAAUUAAUUCUGAUGAGGAACAUUUACCAUCCAAAUGUGUUAUUUGCAGAAAAAGAUUUACUGAUCCAGUAGUCUCCAAAUGUAAACACUAUUUUUGUGAAAAAUGUGCCCUGGAACGAUACAAAAAAACAACCAGAUGUUUUGUCUGCAAUGGCCAAAUAACAACCUUUAAUCAAGCUAGAAACCUAAUCACACAAUUAAUGAAUAUGGAAGAAGGCAAAAAAGGAAAUAAGAGUUCAGAUGAAGAAUCAGAUUAAUAAAAUUUUAUUUUUUAGUAUUUUGUUUUUUUGUCGGCUUUUUAAAUAAAAUAUAUAUUGGA
Molecule: messenger RNA, 1132 nt
Organism: Anthonomus grandis grandis
Lineage: Eukaryota; Metazoa; Arthropoda; Insecta; Coleoptera; Curculionidae
Gene: mdlc
Product: E3 ubiquitin-protein ligase RNF113A
Exons: 6
Coding region: 72-1070 (332 amino acids)
Biological process (GO): snoRNA splicing
Cellular component (GO): U2-type spliceosomal complex
Molecular function (GO): metal ion binding
Source: RefSeq, a predicted model, not a curated record